Messenger RNA from Hemibagrus wyckioides, 1378 nucleotides. RefSeq names its product COMM domain containing 5 (gene commd5). The transcript has 7 exons. Lineage: Eukaryota; Metazoa; Chordata; Actinopteri; Siluriformes; Bagridae. Gene Ontology annotation, cellular component: nucleus. The record is from RefSeq and is a predicted model, not a curated record. Bases 168 to 797 code for a protein of 209 amino acids.
CUACAAUCUUCGAUCUAAUCUGUCCUACUGGGAAGUAAAAAAAAAAUCCCAGUUUCAUGUUGGUCUGAAAUGUAGAAUAAUCGAGUAUAUGACAUACGAUAUUUUGUGCUGAUUUGCUCUGACUUGGAGCUGUAUUGACCGUAAAUAUACACUGUACGAAUUACAACAUGAUGGCUGAUCAUAAUGUUGGGUUUUGGGGAGGAAGAAUUCCCAGAGAAGUCGUCAAUAUGGCCAAACACUUGAAAGAUCUGGAUAAACAACUCUUCAGACAAAUACUUAAAGCUGUUGUAAAUGCAUUGGAUGAUAAAGAGUGCAGUGGGUGCAUGGCAGAUAUUAUAGAGGAUAAUUCCCUUUCAGAAGACAAGCUUAGCGACAUUGUUUCAGGCAUGCAUGAGCUACUAAGAGAAGCUUUACGAGUACCACCGUCUCCAGUGAAUAAAGAGAGCUUUGAGCAAGAUCUUCGUGAGCUCAGGAUUUUUGAGGAGUUCAUUGCGGACCUUUCCUGCAUUGUCUUUGGAUAUGGGCGGCCAGCACUUGAUGCUUCUGUUACAAAGCAUGGCCCAAGAUUACCUAAAUUAGAAACAUUCAGAUGGAGAGUGGAUGUUGCAAUUUCAACAAGUUCCUUGUCUCGAGCUUUACAGCCAACUAUUCUAAUGCAGUUGACACUUUUUGAUGGAAAUCUUCAUCAAUUUGAGGUUUCUUUGUCCAAGUUCCAGGAAUUGCGGUACAAUGUUGCGCACAUUCUCAAAGAAAUGAACGACUUGGAAAAACGAAGUGUUCUCCAGAUCAAGGAUUAAUAUUCACAGUAAUUUACCUUUAACUUAGCAUAAUGUUAAAUUUAUUCAGUAAGAAGAUCUGUUAUUGAUUAUAUAACAGUUUGUAUGAUUAAAUUACUGUUUGAUGUCUUUGGAUAUCCAUGUACAGACAUUGUGUUUUUCUGUGGGCAAGUGUUGCUGUUGUUAUUUACAUCCACUGAACAUUUGAACACAGUAUGGUUCAACAUUGGUAAUCAAUUAAAAUGGCAAUAUCAAAAAAUUGUUUUCCCUUAUUUGAAUUCAACAUUAUCUGUUUUGUUACAAUAAAACUCAUUGUAAUUUGGCCACCACUCAACAUACAGUAAAAGCAACAAACAAACCACAUAUAGUGCCUUGCAAAAAAAAUUCAAUCCCUUUAAAAGUAAUAAGAUUCAUCUGGAUUACAAAUGACAUCAUCUAUUGAGCCAUGGUCUAGUUUUGAUACACACAUACCCACUGUAGAUGCUUUCAGCAGUUCGCAGGGGUCCGUAUGAGCCAUCUGACAGAUUUUUAUAGUUGGCGUAUAUAUAGUUUUAUUGUCCUACAAUAAAAAAAAAUAAAAGGAAUAUUUUUCUCUAUCAAAA